GUCCAUGUUCAAAGUUCAUGAGUUUCCCUGAAUGUCAACAAAAGCAAAUUUGAAUCGAUGGUAGUCGCUCAUUGGCAGGAACAGCAAGAUCAAACCACAAAACUGGUCGACAAUAAUGAUCCGCUUUCGGAAAACUGUGAUUGCCGUCGUUUUAAUAGUAGCUGCAACUGCUACUCCUUUAUUUGUAAAUAUUUUAGAGCUGCCAGAGUACUUCUACGGGUUUGCAGCGGGUGUGAUCAAUUUUGAAAGUUCGCACAACGUGUUUAUUCAUGCAUAUAGUUACGCGAGGUAUUUGUUGCAAUGUUUCACUUUGCAGCUCUUUGCCGGGGUAUCUGUUGUUGUUUACGCGUUGAAACGUUUGUGGAGUUUUCUGUUCUCGCCUCUGGACUAUAAAUGCAACCUAGCAGAUGCAGGCUACUUGAAUGGCGGCCUUUCCAAACGGGAAACUGCAAAUCAAGUUCGAAAAAGGCGGAAAAUUGGUGAAAUUCCUCCUGUCUACCCCAACGGAUGGUUCUUUGUGAUCUCCUCCGCGGAGUUGCCGAUCAAAGGAGUUAAAUAUGUGCAAAUUUUAGGCGAACAUUUGGCGGUUUUCCGCGGGGAAGACGGAGUUGCGUAUAUUUUGGAUGCAUAUUGCCCGCAUCUUGGUGCAAAUAUUGCGGUGGGUGGGCAGGUCAAAGGUAGCUGUAUCCAAUGUCCAUUUCAUGGGUGGCGCUUUGAAGGUGACAGUGGGGCGUGUGUGGAAGUACCCUAUAGUAAAGGUGUGCCGGAGUUUGCUAAGACCAAGUCAUGGAAUACAAUUGAGAAGAAUAAUCGGAUUUAUAUAUGGUACCAUGCCGAAGGGGCGGAACCGGACUGGUUCCCAGAAGACCUAGAGGAGGUACAGAAUGGUACUUGGCGAUACUGUGGUCAGACCGUGCAUCAUAUAAACUGUCAUAUUGAGGUGGGUAAUAUUACUGUACUAGAAAGAUCUGGCUUUCAGGAAAGUGAUUUAUAUGGCAGUAAACUUAAAAUAAUAAUGCUAAUAAUUGAAAAAUUUGGUAUGAGGUGUCGACAAAUCACCGAUUUAAAUUGUGUACACCUAAAUCACACAACAAAUUUGAAAAAUCACAAAAAAUGAAGAGAAACACAUUAAACAAAGAAUGCAAAAAAUAUAAACCAAAAAAAAAUAUAAAAAUGACAAAAAAAUCAUGAUUAUACAGUAUAAUCUUGUACACUUUUUCAGAGUCAUUAAUACCCCUGACUCACAAAAUAGGAAAGUACAGCAGAAGUGUAACUUAACUCGCUCACAUCAUCCUACCUAGUACAGCCGGAAGUUUUUAUCAGGUUUUGGUAGGUACAAAGUGCCGGUUGUACUAGCCAGGAUGGCGUGAUUGAUGACGAAUCGCUUGUAAAAACGCGGACAAGUACUUGCUUGAGUGAGACUUCUGGUGUACCUUCCUAUUCUGUGCCUGAAUUUUGGGCAUCCUUGACUUGCAGCCUUCAACGUUUUGUUCUAUUGAGUGAGACACCCAAAAUCCAAAAUCCUGAAGGAAUUGACUCUAUUCAAAGAUGUGAAAGACACAACAUCAUAGAUAUCACUUUGUCACCAACAUCUCAUCUUAUUUCCAGGAUUUGCCUGAAAAUGGUGCAGAUCUCAAUCAUCUAAACAUACUUCACACACCACUCCUCCCAUCUGGCACAAAUUUGAACAAAAUUUUUAGUAGUUUUUGGAAUUUCGGCUACCACGAGUGGAUUGCCUCCUGGACGCCACUCGACGGGGACGAGAAACAUUGUUCUGUACUCUCAAUUGUUCAGAGACUUCAUCUGUUUGGAUAUCAUUUGUCAUUCUUCGACAUCCAAGUCCAAGCCAAACAGGUAACUAAGACAGUUUAACCCAUUGACUGGCAGUACUCCCCUUGAUGAAGUAAAUUGUCAUAUAGACAGAGUAAAAAAAUAAAGUAGGACACAUUGUCACUUAAAGGGUUAACAGGAUGCAUGGUCAGAUAGUCAUGAGGCAGGAUAAGAGUAUUUGUAGAAAGGAACAGAGAAAGUCCCCGACUGCAAAGUCUAUAUGUACAGUCAGCUAGAUUUGUGAUGUGCGACAAACGCCGACAAUGUAUGUACGGUAUCACAAAGCUGACCCUGCAUAAACUAUGCAUUCGGAGACUGGGUAGUAGUAAUAGUUUAAAUGUAUUUUAUUCAACAGAAAUUUAUUACCACUGAUUUUUGGGCUACGCAGGAUUGCAACACUCAUUCUUUGCAUUUUUUUCAUCAGAUUGGACCUGGUAUUGUGUACAUGAGAUGGGAAUCGAAGUAUGGUUCAGGUGCCUUCACUCAUGAGGUGACUCCUGUCGAGCCACUCUUACAAAGAUUAUGUCAAACAAAUUAUGGUAGUUGCCCAAAUAUAAUGGGAAAAGUCAUGUUGUAUGCCGAAGCAGUACAGGUAAGGUUGCGGUACAAAUAUUAGAAUAUACUUAACACACUGCACAUGAGUGGCACACUCUCCCCUUGACAAGUAAAGUUGUCUGGUGUAGACAGAGUAAAAUAGUAAAGUAGGGUGCAUCAGGGACCAAUUUGCCAUCUAAAGGGUUAAACAUUCAUAAUGUACACCAUGAUAAGGUGCGAUAAUUGCAGAACUUCAAUUUUGAGAGACACAAUAGACUUUUCCGGUAAUUACAUCACAGCUACAUUGUUUUCAACUUAGGACCCCCUUAAAUGGAAUGGAUUUCAAUAUUUUUUCUCACUCCAGCUUAACAUGCAAAGAAGCAGAGGAUCCCCCUUCAAAUCAAACUUUUUAAACUUUUCUUUCUGAACCACUAUUUCCACUCUAAUGCUGUUAAAAAGUUUCCCUUUAUAGUGCUGACUAUAUUUAUUCUUAUGCUACUUAGCUUGAACGAGAUGUAAUGGUAUGGAACUACAAGACAUAUCUCUCAAAACCGCUGCUAGUCAAAGAAGACAUAGGAAUAAAGAAACAUAGAAAAUGGUAUUCUCAAUUUUACUCUGAAAACAGUCCCAGACUAACCCUAGCAAAGAAUAAUGGCAUAGAGUGGUGAAGUGUUAAUAUGUUAAUUACUCAAUGGCAUUUAAGCUAGCCUUACCAACAGGACAUGCAUGCAAAUUUUUAAUGAUUUGCAUUACUCAGACCUUUGGAAAUGUAUUUUCUUUAUUGUCGAUUUCAGAUUACUUUUCAACACGCUGUUCCCAAGUUUGUUGUCAACUUGCCAAUUACAUUUCCAAAUUCGGAAGUUGGGCGGGAAAUUCGCAACGAAGUUAGCAAGUUGAUUUCAAAGUUCGAACUUUGAUUGUAAACAUUAAUGUUCAUAGUUGGAGUUGAAAUUACUGUAUAAGGCCCUUAUGCACAUAUUACUGCAGUAAAAUAUUGGUCCAGUGAUCUCCGGGCGCUGAAGACGAAAAAUGCCUUUUUAUUACAUAAAUAUAUAUAAAUGAAAAUUUUACAUUUGUUUACAAUCGAAGUUCGAACUUUGAAAUGAACUUGGAAAUGUAAUUGGCAAGUUGACAACAAACUUGGGAACCACACUUUGAAAAGUAAUAUGAAAUCGACAAUAACCUACGUAGCUAUUUAGAUCCAGGUCAUUAGCAUAGCAUAACCAGUUGACAUGGCUAGCUUGAUGCCACUGGCACAGAAUAGGAAGUUAUACCAGAAGCGUAACUCUAGUCGUUUCCCUUAUUGUUUGACGUCCACGAAAAUUUUUAACUUGCUCACGUCAGGCCACGCCAUCCUGGCUAGUACAACCGGAAGUUUUUAUCAGGAUUUGGUAGGUACAAAGUGCCGGUUGUACUAGCCAGGAUGGCGUGAUUGAUGACGAAUCGCUUGUAAAAACGCGGACAAAUAUUUGCUCGAGUUACGCUUCUGGUAUAACUUCCUAUUCUGUGCCACUGGGUUACAGUAACUGAUACUAACUAAUGUGGUGAUGCCUCGAUAUAAUUACACAACUAAUGCAGAUAAUCAAAUAGUUGUAAUUGACAUUCAUAAUGUGUGUUAAGUCAUUUUGAUCUUAUAUCUAUCAUGAUUUUAUAAAUUAUUAGUGGGGGUGAUGUGAAUACAAAUUAGGUUAUAGUAACACUUUCAGAAGCAUUUUAUUUUGAUAUGUUGUUCAUUGUGUAUGUAAAUUAGGUGAUUUUUUGAAAUUAAUAUGACUGGAAGUCCAACAGUAUUUAUAUUACUGUAAAAAUGUGAGAUAAUAAAUGUGUAUCAGUCUGACUUGAUCCAGUGUUAGCUGUGCAUGGAAUCCAUUUGACUUUAAGAGUAUGUGGUAGCACUCUCCACUUGAC
Messenger RNA from Paramuricea clavata, 4272 nucleotides. The record is from the annotation of a GenBank genome assembly. NCBI's taxonomy places the organism in Eukaryota, Metazoa, Cnidaria, Anthozoa, Malacalcyonacea, Plexauridae.